UCCGUGCCGCCCCCGCUGAGUCAGCGUAAACCAAGCUGCGGAGGGCGGCGGCGGCCGGCCGAGCUUGCCCCGAGGCUAACUGCUGCGUUUGUGCGCCCUCCCCACCUUCGACUCGCCUGCUCCGCCCCCGGGGAGAGGUUCAAGUCCCGGCGCUGGCUGCAGCAGCCGAGCGGCAGGAGAGCGCGCGUCGAGCCCGCGCGGCCCAGGUGCAAGCAUGACUGCCAUCGCCGUGCAGGCCCAGAAGCUGCAGGCCCGGCGGAGGCCCCAGAAGUCCUUCUUCGAAUCCCUCAUCCGGACCUUGAUCAUCGUGUGCUCUGCCUUGGCCCUGGUCUUGUCCUCCAUCUCCAUCUGCGACGGCCGCUGGCUCCUGGCCCAGGACCACCUCUUUGGGCUGUGGCACUUCUGCACCGUGACCGACAAGGACGGGCUGCACUGCCUCCAGGACCUGAGCCAGGCCCAUGUGCCCGGGCUGGCCGUGGGCAUGAGCCUGGUCCGCACCAUGGACGCCCUGGCUGUGGUGGUCGCCAUCUUCGGCCUGGAGCUGCUCAUGGUGUCCCAGCUGUGCGGGGAGGUCCACGCCCGGUGCAGGUGGGCCAUGGGCUCCAUCCUCCUCCUCGUCUCUUUUGUCCUCUCCUCUGGGGGGCUCCUGAGUUUCGUGAUCCUCCUCAACAGCCAGGUCACAUUCGUCGGCUUCACCCUCAUGUUCUGGUGCGAGUUCACAGCCUCCUUUCUCUUCUUCCUGAAUGCCAUCGGCGGCCUCCACAUCAACAGCAUCACCCAGCCGUGGGACCAGCCAGGGACAUUUUAGCCUCCCUGCCCCGCCCCUCUGGGGACAUUGGCUUUUAUGGGACUGUUCCAAAAGCUGACUUCCGGUGGGGGUAGGAUUGGGACAGUGACCAUGAAACUACUGCCUCUUAGCUGCUAACCUUUGGGUGGUCUCUCAGAAACGGCCCAGAGGCCUUUGUAGCUUAGCUACAAAUGUUAUUAGUGCAUUGAUUUUAGAAGAAGAAAAGCAUUUUAAAACUCUUCUCUUGCAUCCUUCUUUCUAGGACUGGAAUAGAUUGGCAGGUGGCAAGGGUAGAAGGUGUCCAGGCCAUGCCUGUUUUGUGGACUCUGCACAUCUAUGAGGUUAUGGGGUCCCUGAGAUCUCCCAGGCUUGCUAACAGUGACUCACGCUUCCAGCUAAGGGUCCAGUGGAUGAUUUGGACACUAGGAAUUUCUCCCACCAGCUCAAAGGAUCCUUGUGCAUAUUUCCCUGGCCUCGGCUUUCUCCAGGCGGAGCUCAGGUCUCUCUUCAGGAUUUCUUGUGCAUAGUGUGUUUUCAGACCCUUUGACUUGAUUUGACCCCUACCCUUUGACCAUUACCCUACAGGUUACCUUGGGUAACCCCAGCUCCCAGCAGCUGGCUGCCCCCUUCGGGGAACUCUGCCUGGGGUCCUGCCUUAAGGAGGCAUUCUUUUCUCCUUGGAGAAUAGUCCUUGAGCAAGCCCUUGGCAGGAGGGUCCACCUGACUUCUGAUACAGUCCUCCCUCGGGUGAGGGUGCAUGUCCAUCCAUUUGCAAGGGCCAGACAGCUCCAGGGUGCCAUUUGGGUCCCAGGACUCGGCUGUUUUCAGAGCACAUACUUAGACCUGCUGGACACCACAGGGGUGAAGGGGAAUGGCCAGACCUUGGGUAAUGAUUAAUGACCAUUCUGGGGAU
Choloepus didactylus (southern two-toed sloth) is the source of this 1700-nucleotide messenger RNA. It is a transcript of the gene TMEM37, whose product is annotated as transmembrane protein 37. Gene Ontology annotation, cellular component: membrane. Gene Ontology annotation, molecular function: voltage-gated monoatomic ion channel activity; calcium channel activity. NCBI's taxonomy places the organism in Eukaryota, Metazoa, Chordata, Mammalia, Pilosa, Megalonychidae. The transcript has 2 exons. The record is from RefSeq and is a predicted model, not a curated record. Bases 215 to 808 code for a protein of 197 amino acids.